This is a messenger RNA of Zingiber officinale, 1326 nucleotides long. RefSeq names its product NDR1/HIN1-like protein 6. NCBI's taxonomy places the organism in Eukaryota, Viridiplantae, Streptophyta, Magnoliopsida, Zingiberales, Zingiberaceae. Bases 310 to 1098 code for a protein of 262 amino acids. The record is from RefSeq and is a predicted model, not a curated record. The transcript is spliced from 2 exons. Gene Ontology annotation, cellular component: plasma membrane.
CUGCGUUGUCCACCACCACACUCCUCUCCCUCUUAUCUCACCUCGCUAGAACCGCCACCGAUGGCCGACCUCCUUCCCCGUCCGAUCUCUGCGAUCCCGUGACUUCACGAAUCUUGAGAGGGCCUUGUCUUCGUCCCCUUCUCUCCGGCGUCGCCCGCCGGCAUCGCCGUUCCCCAUCUCAAUUCCGACGAGUCUUACUUCCUUGAUUUGGCGCCUCCGAAAUAUCAGACACGAGCACGGAUUUUUACCGAUUAUUCUUUUGAUUUUUCGUUUGUUUGUUUGAGAAUUUUUUUUUGGAGAUUCGAGUGAAUGGCGGAAGCGAAGCCUACCUUGAAGCCGGUGAUCCACAAGCCGCCGGGUUAUCGAGAUCCGGAGGCGCCGCCCCCGACCGUUCCGAAGGCGCCUCCCAGGCGGCGACCGCUUCCGCCAUCUUUCCGCCAGCCCGGGAAGCCACUCCCCCGCCGCCACCGCUCUCGGCGCUCCUGCUGCUGCCGCCUCUGCUGCUGGGCCUCCGUAGUUGUUCUCGCCUUGGCCGCCCUCAUUGCGGUCGCCGCCGGGCUCGCCUACCUCUGGUUCCAGCCGCGGCUCCCCUCCUUCCGUCUCGAGUCGCUAAACGCCACACGCCUCCGAGUCUCCUCUCGGCCCGACGGCACAUUCCUCGAUGUCUCCACUUCCGUCGGGAUCCUCGUUUCCAACCCCAACGGGAAGAUUGUGCUCGAGUACGGGGACUGGGAGGCGCGGGUGAGGGUGGCGGACGAUGAUGGCGACGUGGAUGUGGGAGCGGCGGAGAUCGCAGGGUUCGAACAGGGUAGGAGAAAUCGGACGGUGGUGCGCUUCAAGACGGCGGCCAAAGCGAUGGCGGUGGACGAGGUUGCCGGCGGAAGGAUCCAAGCGGGGUUCAGGAGGAAGGAGAUGAAGCUCGGGGUGAAUCUGAGAACUAGGGUGGGGCUUCGGGUGGGCGGUUCCAGCACCGGAAAGUUGCCGAUCCGAGUGGCGUGCAGCCCGGUGAGCUUAAGGCAGGGGGUGAGCCAUGGGACGCUCCCCUUGUGUCGCUUAUACUUGUUUAGAUGGAUUAACCUGCAAAAGAAAGGCUCGUAGAUGUUGCUGUAUGCUGGGUUCCUAUUAUAGUCACUGGGAGAAGAUUGGUAAGCUGAGUUGAUCUUCAAUUUCUCAAUCACUGUGAUUUUACACUGUAUUUCUUUAAAAGUUUCUAUUUAUGCAAAUAGUUAUAUAUUUUCAAAUAAACCAAAUGAUUAUUUGGGUAAACCUUUUCUCUAUUUGCAAAAUACAUUGAUAUUUCUACUACUCGAAUCAAGGAGAUCAAGG